Messenger RNA from Heterobasidion irregulare TC 32-1, 4760 nucleotides. RefSeq lists its product as uncharacterized. The coding region runs from base 1629 to 4760 and encodes 1043 amino acids. The transcript has 11 exons. Lineage: Eukaryota; Fungi; Basidiomycota; Agaricomycetes; Russulales; Bondarzewiaceae. The record is from RefSeq and is a predicted model, not a curated record.
AUGCCAAACACCAGGCGACGCGUCGCCCCAAUCCUCUCAAGUCCCCGUGCCCGGUCUCGAAAGUCCUCCUCCUCCGCACGCCACCCGCACACCUCGUCCCUCUCUCAUUCCACGUAUCACAAUCAAGCCUUUGAAGAUCCGAAGCAUUUCAUUUUGACUACAUUUGACGAACGGAGAGAAAUGGCAUCGACAGCGCAAAUGUCGGUCGACAGGCCGAAGCCGCCGAAGCUGAAUGUCGACGAGUACUUGACCACCGCGCUCGUGGCGACGCCUGCGGAGCUGCACCCGUUUUUUGAGUCGUUCCGGACCCUACACGAGCGCAAGCUCUGGCACCAGCUGACGCAGCAGCUGCUCGCGUUCUUCGACCACCCGCUCGCGCGCCCGUUCCGCGUGGACGUGUUCGACCGCUUCGUGCGCGACUUUGAGGAGCGCGUGAACGCGCUGCGCUUCGUCGAGAUGGGCGUCAAGGUCUCCAAGGACAUCGACAACCCCGCGCACCACAUCGCGUUCCUGACGGACCUCCUGACGCGCAUCAACAAGGAAGCCGCGCCCGACGCGCACGUGCUGCUGCUCGCGACGCUCGCGCACGCGAAGCUCCUCUUCGGCGACGUCGAGGGCACGCGCGGGGACAUCGACGCCGCGUGGGCGGUGCUCGACGAGCUGACGGGCGUCGAGAGCACGGUCAACGCGGCCUACUACGGCGUCGCGGCGGACUACUACAAGGCAAAAGCGGAAUACGCGCCGUACUACCGGAACUCGCUGCUCUUCCUCGCGUGCGUAGACACUGCGACGGACAUGUCCGCAGAGGAGCGGUUGCAGCGCGCGCACGACCUCGGCAUCGCGGCGUUUUUGGGAGACACGAUCUACAACUUUGGGGAGCUGCACCCCGCGCCGGGAUUCAUCUCCGGAGAUUUCGUUUUCAAGUGCCUGCAUGCCGCCUCCCCCAACGAUGGGUCAGAUGAGUGGAUGGCUGGCUGGCCUCGCGAUCCUCUCGCUGUUCCGCAUUCGUCAUUUGUCCUCCAUCACAUCCUCCCCUCUUCCUUCCUUCCUUCUUUCUUUCUUCUCCGGACCCCCGGCGCGCGACCCUGGCAGUAUGAGAAUCGCUCGCAUUCGCGUUUUCCCCGUCCAUCCGUAUCUAAGGUUCUGAUGCAUCCAAUCCUGGACGCGCUGGACGGCACGCCGCACGAGUGGAUCAAGAAGUUGCUGUUCACGUUCAACGAGGGUAAUAUCGGUAAAUUCGAGGCGCUGGCGCCGCUGUUCCCGAAAGAGCCGAUCCUGCAGGAGAACUACCCGUUCCUGCGGCAGAAGAUCUGCCUGAUGGCGCUGAUCGAGUCGGUGUUCAAGCGGAACGCGUACGACCGGACGAUGUCGUUCCAGACGAUUGCGGAGGAGACGCGGCUGCCGCUGGACGAGGUGGAGCACUUGGUGAUGAAGGCGCUGAGUUUGAAGCUGGUGCGGGGGUCAAUAGACCAGGUGGACGCAAAGGCGUCGAUCAGCUGGGUGCAGCCCCGGGUGCUGUCGCGCGGGCAGAUUGGGGAGCUGGCGGGGCGGCUGGAGGGGUGGAACGGAAAGCUGCACGGGGUGGAGACGCGGAUUGCGCCGGAGCUGCUGGUGACGUCUUGAGAGGGAUGGCUGAGAAGUGGUGUACUGCGACCGCUCUGCUUGUUCUCCGUUCCCCGCCAUCACCCGUCCCAUCCCCACACUCGCCCUCGCCCACCGCAUCUGCCGCGAUGUCCAAGCACCCAAAGGCCCCGCCAUCGUCCACAUUCUCCUUCACAGCGCCCUUCCCGACCUCGUCCACCGCCGCGUCUGCCACCGCCGCCGCCCCACACAAGCAGCGGCGCGUCUCCCUCGCCCUCCCGUCCUCCCCGCGCCAGGUCCCCGCAUGGACCUUCCGCGACGACACCGGCCUCGACCCCCGCGCACCCCACGAGCCCCGUGGAAAGAUGCGCAAGCUCGCCAGCGGCGAGAGCUCCCGCGCCGCCGCCCUCUCGCCCUCGCCCCCGCCCCCUCCGCCUGAGAAGAAGGCGCGCAAGAAGUGGACCAUGGAGGAGACACACAUGCUCGUCGAGGGCUGCAAUCGCCAUGGCGUCGGCAACUGGAAGGCGAUCCUGCACGACCCCUCUCUCCACUUUGAUCACCGCUCGCCCGUCGAUCUCAAAGACAGGUUCCGCACCUACUUCCCCGACGCAUACAAACAGCACUACCCCAACGCCAAAACACACCUCUCCUCCAAGGUUCGCUCCGCCCUCCCUGACGGCUCCUCCAUCUUCGAAAAAACACGCUCCAAGAAGCGCCGCCCGUUCACCGAGGAGGAGGACCGCGCGCUCAAGGCUGGCUACGACAAGCACGGCACCGUCUGGGCCACCAUCGUCAAGGACCCCAUCUUCCAGGAGCAGAACCGCCGCUCGACCGACCUCCGCGACCGCUUCCGCAACGCGUUCCCCGCGCUCUACCAGGCCGCGGGAUACAAGCCCCGCAACACCGCCAAGAAAAAGGACGCGAGCCCCCCGACGCCUGCGCGCGCCGCGACCGACGAGCAGCUCCCCGCCGCGCGCGAGACGGGCCCGGCGCGCCGCAAGCGGCGCCACACGACCCAGGGGUUUCUGAGGGGCGGGACGAAGAGCGUCCCGCAGAGCGCAACGUGUUCCGAAGAUGAGGCCAGCUCGGCCGAGGACGAGUCGCCGGAGGCGCAGCCCGCAGGGUCACCCCAGAAACAGUCGCCACUAGACGUCAAGGACGGCCUUCUCGCGCUCUCGCCCGCGACGCCCGAGCUCGUCGAGGAGAUGCCCCCGCCCGUAGACAUGCUCGCCGAGGUCGACAUGCAGCACGAGGUCGACAUGCACGACGACGUGGACCUGCAGACCCUCGACCCGCUCGCGUUGCGCGACUUCCUUCCCGGCUCGUCCCAGUCGCUCUCCGAGAUGACCGACUCGUCCCAGUCCCAGUCCCAGGGCUGGUCCUCGCUCGACACGCCCAUGCAUUCCACCUGGUCGAGCGCCAACACCGCCGGCUCGCCCGCCUCCGCGCACGACCUCCUCUUCGACUCGCCCUUUUCCCGCCGCGGCGCGGGCGGCAUGGUCAUGAUCGGCAAGUCCGCCUGGGGCCCGUCCGACUGGCUCGCGGGCAACCCGCGCCUCGACCCGUCCGCGUCGAGCAGCUCGCCCUCCUACUUUGGCGGCGUGUCCCCCGCGCCGUCGUCCCCGUUCUCGCUUGCGCAGCUCAGCCACGGCGUGCUCGACCGCUACGACCUCUUCCCGCCCGCGCUCGGCCACGACUUUGCGUCCGAGGUCGGCAUCGGGGACACGCACUCGGCCUUCUCCGACCCCGAGACGCGCACGGCGGGCGCGUUCCGCGGGUUCACGCAUCACUCGAGCUACGCGGGCGACCUCAUCUUCGGCGCGCGCUCGCACCAGCCGCAGGGGGCGGACUACGGCCUCGGGUUCGGGUUCGGCGGCGCGGGGCUCGGGCUGUCGGGCAUGCAGCCGCAGCACCACCAGCCGCCACAGCCGCCGCCCGCGGGGCUGCACCCGAUGCAGCUGCACACGCCGGCGCUGCCGGGCAUCGACGAGCUCGAGCUGACCGCGAUCACGCUGCACGACGGCGAGCCUGCGGCCGCGGCGGUGCGCGGGUCCCGUGUGGAGGAGAGCGACGCGAUGGACGAGGACAUGCGCGGCGCGCUCGAGCUCGGGCUCGGGCUCGAUGCGGGCGACGUGCCGCCGCUGCCGCUGCCGCACCCGAUGGACGACUACGCGGACCCGGCGGCGGGCAUCGGGCUCCCGCGGCAGACGCUCGAGGAGAUCAUCGGCCUCUCGUCGUCCGCGUCGUCCGCGGGCUCGUCGCUGCACCGCUGCGGAAGGGAGCGCGAGUUCGACGAGCGGGAGGACGCGGACCACGAGAUCGUCGACACGCCGCCGAGCACGCCCGUGCGCCCGCGCGCGAGGGGCGGCGGCGCCGCGGCGCAGCAGCAGCAUAAUCGGUCGCUGUCCGUGCCGCCGCCUGAGCAUCGCUUUCAGCACGCGCUUGCUACGCAGUCGCAUACCCCCGCGCCCUACCCCCACUCGCACUCACACUCGCACGGGCACGGGCAUUCGCACAGCUCCUCGUUGGCCUCGCACCAGCACCAGCACCAGCACCAUCACCAGCACCAUCACCAGCACACACACGCGCCGCUCACGCCGACGCGCUCGCUCUCGCUCGACCUGAACGCGUGCAGCGCCGCAGCAGCCGCGGCCAGCGGCGGGGCCGGCGACGGCGAGGCCGCGAGCACGUCCGCCGAGUCGGCGCUGCGCGAGCUGCUGCAGGGCACGGACCCGUGGCGCGUGUACGGCGGCGCGCUCGGGCUCGGGCUCGGCGGGAUGCACGACGUCGCGUACCUGGACCUGCCGUUCUCGUACUACGGCGCGGCGGAGGGCGGCGGCGGCGGGUGCGCGAACGGCGCUUGUGGAGGCGGUGGGGGGUUGGAGCUCGGGGAGGAUGGCCAGAGGGCGAGGCAGGGCUUGGCGCUGGAUUUGGCGGCGCCGCAGAUGCAGGUGUGUGGGGCGAGUGGGGCGGGCGGGGGUGGGGGUGGAUCUGGGGCGCUGGGGUGGUUGGGAGGUGGAGGCGGCAAGGCGAUGUCGGGGCUCGCGUCUGCGGGCGCGGGCAAGGCGCACGUGCACCAUCGAGGGCUGAGCGCGGUGUCGCCUCAGGAUCUGCUGUUGAGGAAGGGGAGCGGGGAUCAUAAGCGGAAGCGGGCAAGCUGGGACGGGGGGCCGCGGUGA